AUGGAUCGUUUUUCACGCGUAGAAUUAACUUCUACUUUAAGACCUGUCUUGAAUGAAGGAGAAACGAUUCUUGCAAUACAAGAUAAUGUUGGACUUUAUGAUGGAAACGAAAAAGCAGCUGGAUAUAUGAAUGGAAAAGUGUAUUUAACCUCACACAGGAUUAUUUAUGUUGAUUCCGAACAACCAAAUACCAAUUCUAUCGGAGUUGAAAUUAGAUUUAUAAAGGGUAGAGAAUUUUACACAGGAUUUGUCAAAUCUUCGCCAAAAAUAACUUUAAAAUUUUCAGAAUCCAAUAAUAAUAAUUCAUCACCAUUUUAUCAUCAACUUAAUGAUUCUUCUACUUCUACAUUAUCAAGUGCAUCUUCUACUUGGAUAUGUCCAAUUUGUUCUUAUUCCAAUACACCACAAAUUUUUAAAUGUCAACUUUGUGGUGUGAAAAAGACCGAGAAUCUCGCCUCAAUUACGCCCCCACCUGCUUCAUCUUUAUCUAAUACUUCUGCUUCCUCACAACAACAAAUAACAACAAAUCAAACUUCACCAAUUAAAAAAACUCAAGGUGAUACUGGUAUAGAAUGUCCACAAUGCACGUUUUUAAAUCAUCCAGAUAUGGUCAUAUGUGAGAUAUGUGACGCUGAAUUAGGAACUAAUAUUAAGAUUAAUGAAGAAGAAAUAUUAGGAAGCAGAGUUGGCGGUAAAAGUAAAGAUGAUUUUAUUAGGUUAGCCUUUCGUAAUGGAGGCGCUGGCACUUUUUAUGAUAAAAUGAAACAAGCAAUAACUAUGAAAGAAUGGGAGAAAACGAUAGAACCUUCUAAAUCUCCUAUAGAUUUUGACCCCGUUCGUGGAGGAAUUAGUGGUAUAAUGCGUAAUGCUGAAGAGAAUAAGAAGGAACAGGACGAAUAUUUAAAUCAAGCAUUCAAGGAUUUAGAAUCAUUAAAAACGAUAACAGAAAAAAUGGAAUCGGCGGAAUCAGAAGAAGUCUCUACUUUUAAAACCAAUUUGUUUAAACUUGGUAUUUCGAAUCCCGUAACAAAAGAUGAAGCCGGUUCAAUAUACCAUAAAGAAUUAGCAAGAGAACUCGCAGAAUUCUUGGAAAAUACGUUGGAUAAGGAUAACGGGAUGAUGUCUUUAACGGACAUUUAUUGCAUAUUUAAUAGGGCUAGGGGAGUUGCAUUGAUAUCUCCUAACGAUUUAUAUAAAGCUUGUUCUUUAUUCGAAAGAUUAAAUUUACCAUUAAGAUUGAGAAAAUACGAAAGUGGGUUAUUGGUUGUUCAUGAUGAUCAAAUAGCACAGCGUAUUUUAGAAUAUAUUAAGUUAAGAGGAUCAUUAAGUGGCAUUGAAUUGGCUUCAAUAGAGCAGAAGAGUGUAGUCUUGGUAAAUGAACAAUUGCAGAUGGUGGAAGCCAAAGGGCUUAUUUGCAGAGAUGAAAGUAUUGAGGGAAUUAGAUAUUAUGAUAAUUUGAUUAAUCAUUUUGUUUGGGAAAGAUAA
Funneliformis geosporum is the source of this 1485-nucleotide messenger RNA. The record is from the annotation of a GenBank genome assembly. NCBI's taxonomy places the organism in Eukaryota, Fungi, Glomeromycota, Glomeromycetes, Glomerales, Glomeraceae.